Messenger RNA from Penicillium brevicompactum, 2022 nucleotides. Its product is annotated as fungal specific transcription factor domain-containing protein. Gene Ontology annotation, cellular component: nucleus. The record is from RefSeq and is a predicted model, not a curated record. Lineage: Eukaryota; Fungi; Ascomycota; Eurotiomycetes; Eurotiales; Aspergillaceae. The coding region runs from base 1 to 2022 and encodes 673 amino acids. Gene Ontology annotation, biological process: DNA-templated transcription; positive regulation of transcription by RNA polymerase II. The transcript is spliced from 5 exons. Gene Ontology annotation, molecular function: sequence-specific DNA binding; zinc ion binding.
AUGAAACAUAAAACCGAUGCAGCCAUUAAAAAGCAGAAGAAGUCGAUCGCUGGGGGCCAGCCUUGCCAGCGAUGUCGGCAAUCUGGCGUUCCUACCGAGUGUCACUAUGUGAAUCGAGAUCGGCAGGUCAAAGUACAUGAAAGGUACGACCCACGUAGCUUAUUUCUGUGCAGGGCUGACGAUCCUAGUUACAUCGAGGAACUUGCAGCAGAGAACCAGCGUUUACGUGACCAAUUAUCUCAAUCACCCGGAUAUCUCACACCCAGGGGUAAUCCCCCAGCUCAAGACAUCCCCGAACCAGCAGACAGACACGUUCAGAAUCCAAUGCUCGAUGAAAGAGCAUGGUUUCAACCGUAUGACCCAUCAUUACCACCGAUCCAUGUCUGUGAAGCAGCAUGUACAGCAUUUGCAACCAGGAUUCGCAGAGUCCUCACAAAGAGCGAGAAUACCUCACAUAUUGCUCGAACACAGUAUACAGGAGAGUCGACCUUGAUGAGCAUGCGCGAUCCAGCCAUCAUAUGGCCAAGUCUUGCUCAAGCUCGACUACUGAUCCAGGUCGUUUUCAGCCAGGUCACCCGUGUCUACCAUGUAGUGCUUCGGAAAUCGACCCUUGACCAGCUCGAAGAUGCUUAUAGGAAAGUUGAUUUUGAUGAUCCCGUGCUGACAUGCAAGUUCUUUGCCUUGUUUGCUCUUGGAGAGGUAUACUCGACGCGAUCGAAUUCAAGUCUUGAGUGCAAAGUCCCUGGUGUGGCUUAUUACGUCAAUGCCAUUAUGUUGAUACCCAUUCUGCCUGAGCGUCCGAGCUUGGCCCAUAUUGAAUCUCUUCUGCUUUUGUCUCUUUAUUCGUUUUUCUUAAACAGACGACACUCGGCUUUUCUACUAGUUGGGAGUGCCAUGCGCUUGGGAUUAACUCUCGGUCUCAACCAUGAUAUCCCUGAAUGCAAGUGCCCCAAUCCUGUGGAUCGGCAACAUCGAAUAAGGCUGUGGUGGGCAAUUUAUGUGUUUGACCGGAUGUACGGGUCGAAAGUCGGCUGGCCAAUCCAAAUUGCCGAUGAUGAUAUAUACGUCGAGAUGCCUUCCAAUGUGCCUGGCGACAUUCAUGAUGAUCAUACCCCGGAUACAGAGUUUUUGGUCGCGAGCAUUGAACUGGCCAAAAUCACCGGGCAAGUGAUAGACCAAAUCUAUAGUCGCAAGAAGUUUGCAGAUUCAUUUCUGCAGCGGGAGCAAAAACUCCUCAUUGCACUCAAGCAGUGGUGCUUGGCCCUACCUCUACAGAUACGACUUCAUCGGGACGGCCCACCUGCAAAGAAUGUGGCCUCCUUGCAUUUGCAGUUCAACCAGUGCAUUAUGUUAGCAAGUCGCCCGGUACUUCUCCACGCUCUGAUUCAAUCCAAGUGCUCGAACGCGGAAGAAAACGACUCCAAUGCCAUCCGACAAACUCUCAGAACACUAAGUGAGGCAUGCAUACAUGCUGCAAGGCACUCCCACUCGUUGAUAAUGGAGGAAUGGAUCAACGGGUCGCUCCCGAUCUUCGGGUAUUUCUAUGCACACUAUCUCUUCUCAUCAGCCUUGGUCAUGGUCGUUUCCAGUCAAGUAUAUCCCGAGAACAGCAAUGACUUUGCCUUGUUUGAGGCAGCAUUUGAGAUUCUUCGAUCGAUGAGCGAUCAUGGAAAUCUCGCUGCGGCCGAGUUUUAUGAUAACUUGGAAUGUGUCAAGCGGUGUUUGAACCAAAGCAACCAACCAGAAGCGGGAGCUCCGCAACAAGUUGGAUCUGUCCGCGUCACAGACAACUCAAACGAGCCUCUCCCGAUGAUAGCUUCGCAUCAGUUGGGGACAUUCAGGAAUAGCAGUGUCUCCUGUGUCCCGGAUACAACAGCCGGAAACCUGACCAAUGAUAUGACGUUCCUUGGUGAAAGCAUGGAAGAGUUUUUGGCACAACCUGACAUCGACUUUGACUUGAGUGACCCAUCUAUCACUGGUGAUGUAUAUUCGUGGCCGAAUCUUUCAUUAUGGACAGGAUGA